Colletotrichum navitas is the source of this 801-nucleotide messenger RNA. RefSeq lists its product as uncharacterized. Bases 177 to 752 code for a protein of 191 amino acids. The record is from RefSeq and is a predicted model, not a curated record. The transcript has a single exon. Lineage: Eukaryota; Fungi; Ascomycota; Sordariomycetes; Glomerellales; Glomerellaceae.
CAGGGCCCUAGUACGCCUGUCGGUAUCACGAUAGCGGCGGCCCCGCGCGCUUCGUCUAUUUCCUGCGCUUGUCGUCGACGCCGUGCGAUGUCAUCUCACACAGUGACGGUUUAUCAGGAUCAUCAAAUGACCCCGAGCAUGACCGGCGCAAUACGAAGGAACAUUCAGACUUUAGAAUGGGCUUGGCUAUUAUUGCAAGCGGCUUUGUCAAUGGUGAUGAUGCAAGUCUACCAGUCUCUGAGAGGCGGACAAACAAACACGAACAAAACAAGAGAACACCGGCACUAUGCAGCGUUCAGUGCCCGCUGUCGACCCGGAUGGAUGGAGCUGACGCCCGACAAAUGACCCAUCCCUUUUCACCUCGUCGGAUAAUCCUGGCUGACAGUCGGUUUCUGUCCGUCUCUGUCCAGCCUGACUUCCGAGCCGAUGGUCACGACCGGACCCAGAUCAGCAGUCUCUUGGUUCGACACGGGGUGGGGCUUUUGGUGAAGAAAAGAAAUCGGGCAACGCAAGCACUUCGUACAUACGACACGACACCCCUCCGCGAAAGAAAGGAGGCAAAAAAACCGUGUCGUGUCUCGUGCCUCAGCAGAGCCCGCCGAGAGCGGUCAAGGGUCUUGAUCGAGCCUAGUGCCGAUUCACCAACCCAACGAAGAGACCAGGGGCCCGCCCCGCAAAACGCCACGCGACGGCGAGACAACGGCCAAUCUUCCCCAGCUUUCCCUCGUCUGCUUAUGUCGGCGAACUCGUGACCUGCGCGAGGUGGCUGCUCUCUCCGAGAAUGGGUCAGGCUAAGGGAAG